This is a messenger RNA of Ascoidea rubescens DSM 1968, 318 nucleotides long. It is a transcript of the gene TIM12, whose product is annotated as Tim12p. The coding region runs from base 1 to 318 and encodes 105 amino acids. NCBI's taxonomy places the organism in Eukaryota, Fungi, Ascomycota, Saccharomycetes, Ascoideales, Ascoideaceae. Gene Ontology annotation, biological process: protein insertion into mitochondrial inner membrane. Gene Ontology annotation, cellular component: mitochondrial inner membrane. The record is from RefSeq and is a predicted model, not a curated record. The transcript has 2 exons.
AUGUCGUUUUUUCUAUCGCAGCUCAGCAAUGCCAACGAGGAGGUGGAUCCCCAGAAGAUGAAGAUAGCCGAGAUCCAGUUCGACGCUAUGGCAAGCACCUUCAACACAAUGAUGAGAAGCUGCAGAGACAAAUGUUUGAGCCAUGAGUACGGCGAGAGCGACCUUCACAAGGGAGAAAACGUCUGCUUGGACCGCUGCUUCACCAAGUUCUACCAGGCCAAUGCCAAAAUUGGGCGCUAUGUGCAGACCUCCCACUUCAUUGAUCCCCUGGCUCUCCCAGCGUACCACGGCUGGCAGGAGAUUGUGCACAACAGCUAG